Molecule: messenger RNA, 222 nt
Organism: Haemonchus placei
Lineage: Eukaryota; Metazoa; Nematoda; Chromadorea; Rhabditida; Trichostrongylidae
Source: the annotation of a GenBank genome assembly
AUGCAGCGCACAGCAUUUAUCGUGUGCUGGCUCAUUUCGACUACAAAUCAGUUGGCAGGGUACGAUAAAGCGGAGCGAUUAGCUGGAUCCGGCGGUAUAGUUCGAAUCGGUCAUCUGUUGCCGAAUAACCCAAACAUCGCUCAUGAACCGGAAGUGUUGAGGAUGUGCGCUCAAGACCUUAAGGAGAGGAAGAUUUUACCAAUAAACUACACGCUGCAGUGA